AUGGGUCGUCGUCACAGUUUUCUGAGUCCCGCUUCCCCUUCAAAGCGUGACGCAAUUUAUGGAAAUUUCCUUGUUUCCCAAAAAAAUCCUGGUUCAUUUCUUCAGAAACUCCCUCCGGGGUUUCCUUCAGGAAUUCACUCCGAGAAUCGCUCAGAGAUUUCUCCAGGAAUUUCUUCCGGAAUAUCUCCGGGAUUUUUUCAGUUAUUUCCUCUAAGAUUCCUUCAGCAAUUCCCUCAGUUAUUGCUCCAGAAUUUUCUUCCAGGAAUUUCUUGCGGGAUUCCUCCAAGAAUUCCUUCUAGGAUUUCUCCAGGAAUUCCUUCUGAGAUUCCUCCAGGAAUUUAUUCUGGAUUUUCUCCAGGAAUUCCCUCCGGGUCCGAGAUUCAUCCACGAAUUCUUUCUAUGAUUUCUCAAGUAAUACCAUCUGCGAUAUCUCCAGAAAUUACUACUGGGAUUCCUCCGGGAACUCCUCCUGUAAUUCCUUUAGAAAAUUCCUCAAUUCCUCCUGGAUUUCUUCGGGGAUUCUCCCAGGGGUAUUCUUUCGGGGAUUCCGUCAGGAAUUCCCCCCGAGAUUCCUCCGAGAAUUCCUCCCGCGAUUGCUUCAGGAAUUCCUCCGAGGAUUCCUCCAGGAAUUCCUCCAGGGAUUCCUCCAGGAAUUCCUCCGGGGGUUCCUCCAGGAAUUCCUCCGGAGAUUCCUCCAGGAAUUCUUCCGGGGACUCCUCCAGGAAUUUUUCCGAAGAUUCCUCCAAGAAUUUCUCCAUGGAUUUCUCCAGGUAUUCCUCUGGAGAUGCCUCCGGGGUUUCCUAUAUGUUUACCUACCGGGAUUCCUUCAGAAACUCCUACAGGAAUUCCGCCGUUGAUUCCUCCAGGAAUUCCUCUGGGGAUUCCUCCAGGAAUUAUUGCGGAGACUUCCCUAGAAAAUCCCUUAGGAAUCUCUGGUAGAAAUCCUGAAGGAAUUCCCGAAGGAUUUGUUGGAAGACUCCCCAAAGGAAUUCCUUAACCUUCAUUUUGCAUUACGUUAGGAACAGCUCUCUGGAGCAAUAAUCUCAUGAAUUCCUCGAGCAAAUCCCGCAGGAAUUCCUGGAGGUAUUCCCGAAAGAAUUUCUGUUGGAAUCCCCGAAAGAAGUCCUGAAAGAAUCCCCGGAUGAUUUACUGGAGGAAUGUCCGGAAAAAAAUCUCGGAACAAUUUCUGCUGGAAUCCCUGGAGAUACCCCCGGGGGAAUUCCUGGAGAAAUCACUAGAGCAAUCCCCGGAGAUAUUUCUGAAGAAAUUGCCAGAGGAAUUCCUGGAAAAAAUCCUAAAGCAAUGAUUGGAGAAACCCCGGAGGAGUUGCUGUAGGAAUCCCUGGAGGAAACCCCGAAGGAAUUCCUGGAGGGAUCCCUUAAGGAAUUCCUGGAGGGAUCCCCGGAAGCAUCCUCAGAGGAAUACUUAGAGGAGUGCCCGGAGGAAUUCUGAAGAAUUCUCCAGAAGAAUCCCGGUAGGAAUACCUAGAAAAAUACCCGGAGGUAUUCUUGGAGGAAUCCCUAUCAAAAAAUCCUGCAGGAUUCUGCGGGGGAAUUCCUGUAGGAAUCCCAGGAAGAAUUUCUAGAAGAAUUUCUGAAGGAAUUCCUGAGAGGUGUUCUAAAUGAACUCUGGAGAAAUUUUCGGAACCAUUUCUGUUGGAAUUCCUUGUGGAAUUACUGGAGGGAUUCCUGGAGAAAUUUGUGGAACAAUUCCUGGUAGAAUUCUUUGAGGAAUCCAUGGAAGAAGUUCUGGAAUUCCUGGAAAAAUCCUGGAAAAGUUUCCGCAAGACUUCCUGGAGGAUUUCCUAGAAAUUCCUGGAGCAAUCCUCGGAGAAAUUCCUGGAAAUAAUCCUGGAGGAAUCAUUUGAGAAAUUUCUGGAAGAAUGCCUUGAGGAAUUUCUAAAAGAAAUUCUGGAUUUUUUCCGGAAGAAUUCUUGGAAGAAUUCCUAAAAGAAACUCUUGGAAAAUUUUCUGGAAAAACUCCAGGAAGAAUUCUUGAAGAAUUCCUGGAAGAAUUCCUAGAGGAAUUUAAAAAAAAAACAAGAGGAAUUCUUGGAGAAACUCCAAGAUUUGGUGGUGCGAAGAUAAUAUUUGGAGCGUGGACGUUAACAAUAGAGAAAUGCUUCCUCACAUACAGUGCUGUCAUGCUAAAAUCAGAGCUGGUUACCCAAGUUUUCAAAAUAGCUGCGCCCCUUAUGAUGCUACGCCCCCAUAUAAAUAAUUCAAGCAUUGCGCUCAAUUUAACUAUUUUACUGUUCCCAAAAUAAAGCAAACUAGACAAUUUUCCCGCUCACAAAAAAGUGUUAGUCUUGGAUGUUAAAAUUGCGCUCAUCUUAUACCAAAAAAGGAUAAUAGAUUUUUCAGUUCCCAAAAUAUAAAGUGGCUAUCUCAGAUUCGAAAACAGCUCUCAUCAUAAAUCAAUAACAAUGUGAAAAUUCCUUCGCUUUUCAAUGAGCUGCGAUCUCAGUCGUAGAAAUUCCCUCAAAAUAUAUCAUUAACAAUGUAAUAUAUGAAAUUACGGAUUUAUGAUUUUGUUUGGACAAGUUUAAUCAUAUUUGAAAAAUAAUAGUGUAAUAGUUUUCAAUUUAUCAAAUUUGUUGGUCGGAAAAAAAUACAUAUCAUAAUUCAAAGAUAAGUGGUGUAAUAGCUGGAAACUUCAUAAAAUAAAAAAAAAAACUAGUGGUGAUAUCAGAUGAAAAACUUGCACUCAUAAUAUCAAGUAAAAUGUGACAAAUUUUAAUUCAAUUUAACUAUAUUCUAUUUAUACUAGAAAAUUGCUCUCAUCGCAAAUUGAUAAAAAUGUGAGAAUGUCUGUCUACCCAUUUAAAAUAAAGGAUUUGCAAUCUAAGAUGAUAAAAUAUCUUAUCUAAUUGAAAACAUUGAGACAAUUUUGAAGUACUUAAACAAAAUAAACGAGUUUGAAUGUUAGAUGAGACCAUUGCGCUCUUCAUACAUUAAAAACAGAACAUUAAUUUGUCGGCUCCCCAAAAUAGAAGCGGCGAUCGAGGCGGCGAUCUUAUAUUCAUAAAACUUCACUCAUCGGAUAGCCAUAUGAAACUUCGUCGCUCUUCAUAAUAAAAGAGUCGCGUACUUAGUUGGGAAAAUGUUGCUGUCAUAUUAAAUAGAUAAUUUGAAAAUUGCGCUCAUCAAACAUGUAAAAAUGUUCGCUCUCCUCAUAAUAUUAAAAAAAACUGAAAACUGAAACGAUUUCUGUUAACUGGCCAAAAGAGAAAAAACUUUCGCUAACUUAGAAAAAUUUGACCUACCCUAAUACGUUAACUACUUUGAAUUACCCUAAUGAACUAGAUGUAACUUGUUUUCCUUUCCAAGUAAACUUACACUACCACAACUAUAGGGCACUGCAUUGCUUUGAUUUUGUAUGGGAUUUUGACGUUUCUUGGCCUUGUUGUUUACAAAAUUUCUGUAGGAGUGAAAGAGAAGGAGAUAAUUUCAUGUAGUGCCCUAUAGACAACCUGUGUAACCCAGUCAGAACAGAAAAAAAAUGAGUCUAUUGCAAACAGUAAAGCUGUUCGGGCGCGUUCUUUCGUUAUUUUUCCCCGUCCGAAUAAUUCCCCGCGAGUUGGAAGUCCGCCAUAUUCGAAGUCCGCUGCGAAACCCUCGAAGGCCGGUUCCCGAGAUUUGGUCGGUUGUGAGCUGUGACCGGGACCGGAAAAAAUUCUGGAUUUUACAUGGUCCUUCGGCUCGGAUUUUCGGUUCGGUCGUUUUCCCGGUAUGCAAAAGUGCAAAUCCGUCCGACUCGUGUUACUGUGAAAUUACGCCAAGGAUUGGCUGACACCGACAAGGUGUAGUGAAAUUGAAUCCUCCACAUAAAAUUGUGCGAGAAACGGUGAAAAAAGUGCGAAAGUGGCUAAAAAUCGACGAAAUUCGGUCGAUAUCCGAAAUUGCGCAGUGAAAUUUCUCGAAGCGCCACCGAAAGAAAAGAGAAGUUCAAGGGCGGCCAUCUUGUGCCGAGAAAUUUCCACGAGAUUCAGCCAGGUUUCAGAGUGUGUGAGUGAAGGAGAUCCAACUUGGAUCACGAAGUACAGUGCCAGUGUAUUGUGGGGAAAGAAAGCAGAGAAGAUACGGCACUUGUGAGUGUAUUUAGUGGUGGCUACCCCGACCACUGCGGCUGAGUGGUACAGGCCAUCCAAGUGAGAAGAGAAUAGUGCGCCGUUCAGUUGUUGGUGUGUAUUCCCCACGCAGACCGAGGAUUAUUUGCGUGUAUUGACCAAUCCAAAUUCCUGUGUGGUAGUGGUUUGUGUUCAGAUUUCCCGUGUUAGUCUAUCUGUAAGAACUUUGUAAACAUCUUUUGUUCUCACGUAUAUGGAUAGGCUUACAUUAGGUUUCGUGAGACAUUUUUUGGACAACUCAAUGCUACCUGCGCCGCUGCUGUGUGCGUCGGCGAGAGCAGAGCAAAGAGCGAACUGCCGUUCGUUUGCUCGCGUUUCAUUUUCCACGCUGUUCCCGAGGAUUCUCUGCCAGCCAGCCACAACAAGGAUCGACUGCUGCUGCCGUCAUUGAGUGAGUACCUACGCUGCUUCUUUAUCAUUGCACACGACUCGCGUCGUGGUUCGUUAACCGGUCGGUGUCGGUGAGGUACGACUGUUCGUCGUCUCGUUUAGUCGGUUCGGUUGGUCGAGCCUAUUGCUGGCACGGAAAGAAAUUCGUUUCGUUUCGACUAUCGCGUUGAGCCACCGUAAAGACAAUGAUUAAGGUUGAGGGUGAUAAGCAAGCAGAUGUCCUGAGCAGGGUACCUGAUUUCCACUUUUCAUCUUCUUCCAUAUUCGAAGACAGUCAGCAGCGAACGGUUGUCGCUUUAGUUCGUGUGUAUGCUUGUCAGCGACGACAGCAAACUCCGGCGAACGGUGGGAAGCCACACUUGGAAAUUACUCAUUCGUCAACAUUCGCAUCGCAAGCGAAUGCGAUUCGUGAGUGAUGCGAUUGAUAUUGUGCAUACGAAUAUUUGAU
Messenger RNA from Aedes albopictus (Asian tiger mosquito), 4967 nucleotides. RefSeq lists its product as uncharacterized. Lineage: Eukaryota; Metazoa; Arthropoda; Insecta; Diptera; Culicidae. The record is from RefSeq and is a predicted model, not a curated record. The transcript is spliced from 2 exons. The coding region runs from base 1 to 939 and encodes 312 amino acids.